Messenger RNA from Triplophysa dalaica, 1338 nucleotides. It is a transcript of the gene snrpa, whose product is annotated as small nuclear ribonucleoprotein polypeptide A. The transcript has 7 exons. The record is from RefSeq and is a predicted model, not a curated record. Gene Ontology annotation, biological process: mRNA splicing, via spliceosome. Bases 76 to 918 code for a protein of 280 amino acids. Gene Ontology annotation, molecular function: U1 snRNA binding. Gene Ontology annotation, cellular component: U1 snRNP. Lineage: Eukaryota; Metazoa; Chordata; Actinopteri; Cypriniformes; Nemacheilidae.
GCGGAAGUUGUGUGCUCUUUAUACUCCGUGUGCGUCCGUUCAAGUUUGCAGUCGACCGCCUUUCUUUGAAUAAUCAUGGCUGGCCAGGAGAUGCGACUCAACCACACCAUUUACAUCAACAACUUGAAUGAAAAGAUUAAAAAAGAUGAACUGAAGAAGUCGCUGUAUGCAAUAUUCUCACAGUUUGGUCAAAUCCUCGACAUCCUCGUUUCUCGUACACUGAAAAUGAAGGGUCAGGCCUUUGUGAUAUUUAAAGAGAUAAACAGUGCUUCUAGUGCUCUUCGGUCUAUGCAAGGCUUCCCAUUUUACGACAAACCCAUGCGCAUUCAGUAUUCAAAACUGGACUCCGACAUUAUUGCCAAGAUGAAGGGAACGUAUGUUGAGCGAGACCGUAAGAAGGAAAAGAAAAAGCCCAAAGCUCCAGAGACAUCUUCUGGAAAGAAGAAUGCUGCUGCCACAACUGCCAUGGCUGGAGGACCAGCAGCUAUGGCUGGAAUGCCACCCAUGAGCCAAGCCCCUCGCAUGAUGCCAAUGCCCGGCCAGCCUCCUUACAUGCCUCCCCCUGGUAUGAUGCCGCCACCUGGCAUGGCACCUGGACAAAUGCCUCCAGGUGCAAUGGCACCAGGCCAGAUGAUGCCUGGGCAAAUGCCCGGCCAGAUGCCACAACAGGUUUCAGAAAACCCUCCCAAUCACAUCUUGUUUCUCACCAAUCUCCCAGAGGAGACCAACGAACUUAUGCUGUCCAUGCUUUUCAACCAGUUCCCUGGGUUCAAAGAAGUUCGGCUUGUCCCUGGUCGCCACGAUAUCGCCUUUGUGGAGUUUGAUAAUGAUGUGCAGGCCGGUGCAGCCAGAGAAGCUUUGCAAGGCUUUAAGAUCACACAAAGCAAUGCUAUGAAAAUAUCUUUCGCAAAGAAAUAAGCCAUUUGUGCAAAAAUACUCACUCAUACAUCCAAACUAUUUGAAAAAUGCCCGUUUCUCAUAGACCUGCCUUUAUACUUGCAUUGAGGGCAGUUCAGGGUUUUUUUUUGCAAGUCCUCAUACACCAUUCUUAAAGGCAGGAGAUGGACUGUUAAUUUGCUCUUUGUUGGCAUUUGCUUAGACUUACCACAGUUAUGUUUGUACUGGACAAUACAAGGUAAUAAGUAAGUGAAGGUUCAUUUCCGUUGCUUCAUCUUUUUACUAAUGCUUCCUAUUAUGUGAGCUGGUUGACUUUGAGUUUGUAAGUAUGUGCAUUUUAUUCUUUACUCCAAUUGUCUUCUAAAGCAUUGCACCCAGAGUCUGGCCUCCAGACAUUAUACCUGGAGCUUUGUUCUUUUAAUUAAAUAUUUUUUUACAUUG